ACCAAGCGCAGUGCUCUGUGGGCUCUGGUUGGCGAAUCACCGGACAAUGGGAGUGGAGGAGUUCUUCGAGGACAGCGAGAUCUUCGUGACCGGGGGAUCGGGUGUGGUGGGCAAGGCGCUGAUCGAGAAGCUGCUGCGCUCCUGCAACGUCCGCCGCAUCUACAUCCUCCUGCGUCCUCGCAAGCAGCUGACGGCCGAGCAGAGGCUCCUCCGGCUGCGCCAGGCCACCGUCUUCCAUGUGCUGGCCGUGGAGAAGCCGCAGGAGCUGGACAAGGUGGUGGCGGUGCCGGGAGACGUCUCCCUGCCCGGACUGGGCAUCGAUCCCGCGAUGAGGGAGCGCAUGAGGGGCGUGUCCCUGGUCUACCACUGUGCUGCCACGGUGCGCUUCGACGAACCACUCCGGGUGGCUCUCCGCCUGAAUGUCGGCGGCACCCUGGAAGCCCUCAAGUUCGCCGAGGGUCUGCCCAAUCUCAGGGCCUUCGUCCACGUGUCCACCUUCUACAGCAAUCCCUACUUGAAGCGGGUGGAGCCCAAGUACUACUCCUCGCCGAUGGACUGGCGAUUGUGCCUUCGACUGCUGGAGGAAGUCCCCGACGAUGGGAUGCUUAAUGCCCUUACCAGGAAGUUGAUCGUGGGCUUUCCCAACACGUACACGUUCACCAAAAAUCUGGCCGAGUCCCUGGUGAAUGAUUACCGCCAUCGGCUGCCGCUGAUAGUGUACCGUCCGUCCAUAGUUCUCUUCGCGGUGGACGAUCCCUCGCCCGGCUUUUCGCCCUCACUGAUGGGCGCCAUGGGACUGUUCGCCUUGGUGGGCGCUGGGAUCCUGAAGACCGUCUACCUGGGCAAGGACAUCCGGCUGGACAUCACGCCGCAGGACAUCGGGAUCAAGAGCAUGCUGUGCUACACGAAGCGGGGAUCGGAGGCCUACCAGCGAGGUCCUCCGCCGGAGCUGCCGGUCUACCUGUCCUCAUCCUGCACCCACGUGCCGCACACCUUCACCCAGAUCGCCGAGCAGAUGGACACACUGGACCUGUGGCGGGACGUGGCCUUCGGGAAGAGCCUGAUGAUACCGGGCUGCCACUACACGGACAGGCGCUGGGUCUACCAGCUCCUCGUCUUCACCAAGCAGAUCCUCCCCGCCGCGAUCAUCGAUCUGCUGCUGCGGAUCUUCGGGCGGAAGCCACUGCUGAUGAGUGCGGUUAGGAAGGCCUACCAGACGCUGGAGGUGAUGCAGCCGUUCAUGUUCAACAACUACGACAGUCCCGGGAUCACGGACAUGGAUUCGCUUUGCGAGGAGAACGCCGGCACUCCGUUCAAUCUGGACGCCUUCAAGCAUCCGGAUAUCCAUGGUCUGGUGAUCCAGUCCUGCGGGAACAUGCUCCUCAGCAUUCGAACGCACUUGCUCCGCGAAGAUCCCAAAACAAUGGCGCGCACCAAGAUAAUCUUAAGGAUCAAGGUGCUUCUCUACCGGUUGUUCCGCCUCUUCCUGCUUUACAAACUGAUCCGCUGGAUCUGGACGAGCUAUUUGUCGCAGUUCUAGAUCUAGAUCACUACUCCUUGAUAUUACUAUCUUUCUGUUUUAGUUUUUUUUUUUGUUAACCUAAGUAGAAGUGAAUUUCAAAUCAGCUCAAAUAUAACAAACAACGUUUCACUCGA
Drosophila rhopaloa is the source of this 1656-nucleotide messenger RNA. RefSeq names its product fatty acyl-CoA reductase wat (gene FarO). Gene Ontology annotation, molecular function: alcohol-forming very long-chain fatty acyl-CoA reductase (NADP+) activity. The transcript is spliced from 6 exons. Gene Ontology annotation, cellular component: peroxisome. The record is from RefSeq and is a predicted model, not a curated record. Gene Ontology annotation, biological process: long-chain fatty-acyl-CoA metabolic process. Bases 47 to 1540 code for a protein of 497 amino acids. NCBI's taxonomy places the organism in Eukaryota, Metazoa, Arthropoda, Insecta, Diptera, Drosophilidae.